Messenger RNA from Lepisosteus oculatus (spotted gar), 3648 nucleotides. NCBI's taxonomy places the organism in Eukaryota, Metazoa, Chordata, Actinopteri, Semionotiformes, Lepisosteidae. The record is from RefSeq and is a predicted model, not a curated record.
CACCCGGACCAGGAUGCCGGUCAUGAAGGGACUCUUGGCCCCGCAGAACACCUUCCUGGACACGAUUGCCACGCGCUUUGAUGGCACUCACAGUAACUUCGUCCUGGGCAACGCACAGGUCCAGUCUCUGUACCCGAUUGUGUACUGCUCGGACGGGUUCUGCGACCUGACGGGCUACGCCCGGGCGGAGCUGAUGCAGAAGAGCUGCGCGUGUCACUUCCUGUACGGCGCCGAGACGAGCAGCCAGCUGACGACGCAGAUCCAGGGGGCUCUGGAUGACCGCAGAGAGUUCAAGGCCGAGGUCGUCUUCUACAAGAAGUGUGGUGCGCAGUUCUGGUGCCUGCUGGACAUCGUGCCCAUAAAGAACGAGAAAGGGGAGGUGGUGCUGUUCCUGGUCUCCCACAAGGACAUCACUGACAACAAGACACAGCAGGACCCAGAGCAAGGCCCAGAAACUGAUGAAGAGACAGGGCUGGAGGUCCACCGCGUCACGCGGCCCCCGGCGUUCAAUGCCAACCGCCGCCGGAGCCGCGCCGUGCUGUACCAUCUGUCCGGACACCUGCAGAAACAGGACAAGAGCAAGCUCAAGCUCAACAAUAAUGUGUUCGGGGAGAAGCCACCCAUCCCUGAGUACAAGGUGGCAGCCAUUCAGAAGUCUCGCUUCAUCCUCCUGCAUUACGGAACGUUCAAGGCCGGCUGGGAUUGGCUGAUUCUGCUGGCGACCUUCUACGUGGCAGUCACCGUGCCCUAUAACGUGUGCUUCACGGUGGCCGGUGGGCGGGACGAAGGGAGCUCCGCCUCCCGCAGCCCCCCCAGCGUCAGUGACAUCCUGGUGGAGAUCCUCUUCAUGCUGGACAUUGUGCUUAAUUUCCGCACCACGUAUGUGAGUAAGUCGGGCCAGGUGGUGUACGACGCUCGGUCCAUCUGUGUGCACUACACCACCACCUGGCUGUUCGUGGACCUGAUCGCCGCCCUGCCCUUUGACCUGCUCUAUGCCUUCAACGUCAGCGUGGGUCUGCCUGAACAGGCGCAGUCCUCCAUCUCACCCUCCCGAUUCCACGCCUCCACCAACAAUAAGUACACUGAUUUGAAUUAUUUUUUCGCCCUCCUUGUCUUUCUCCCAGGUUGGCUCCAUGAGCUUGGGAAACGCCUGGGGACUCCCUACUUUCUGACACCCUUGACCCCACUUCUGGGCACAGCCGAUUCCCCUCACAUCACAGAUCUGGGCGGGACCUCGCCGAACGCCAGCCAGUGGAACGUCACGGGGGCGGAGCAUUCGGGGAGGGGGUCCUGGAACACCAGCCAAUGGAACGCGUCAGGCACAGGGCUAGUGGGCAGGGCCUCCCUGGCCUCCAGCCAAUGGAACACAUCUGGGGCGGAACUAGGGGGCGGGCCCUCGGUGCGCAGCUCUUACGUGACGUCCUUGUACUUUGCGCUGAGCAGCCUGACUAGUGUGGGCUUCGGGAAUGUCUCUGCCAACACCGACACAGAGAAGAUCUUCUCCAUCUGCACCAUGCUGAUCGGGGCCCUGAUGCACGCUGUGGUGUUCGGUAACGUGACGGCGAUCAUCCAGCGCAUGUACUCCCGCCGCUCGCUGUACCACACGCGCACCAAGGACCUGAAGGACUUUAUCCGCGUGCACCGGCUCCCCAAGGCCCUGGAGCAGCGCAUGCUGGAGUGCUUCCAGACCACCUGGUCCGUCAACAACGGCAUCGAUGUCAACGAGCUCCUGAAGGACUUCCCCGACGAGCUGCGCGCGGACAUCGCCAUGCACCUGAACAAGGAGCUGCUGCAGCUGCCGCUGUUCGAGUCGGCCAGCAGGGGGUGCCUGCGCUCCCUCUCGCUCAUCAUCAAGACCUCCUUCUGCGCGCCGGGGGAGUUCCUCAUCCGGCAGGGCGACGCGCUGCAGGCCAUCUACUUCGUGUGCUCGGGGUCCAUGGAGGUGCUGAAGGACAACACCGUGCUGGCCAUCCUAGGAAAAGGAGACCUAAUUGGCUCGGACUCGUUGACCAAGGAGCAGGUGAUCAAGACAAACGCCAAUGUGAAGGCCCUGACCUACUGUGACCUGCAGUACAUCAGCCUGAAGGGGCUGCGUGAGGUGCUGCGCCUGUACCCCGAAUAUGCCCACCGCUUCGUGACUGAGAUCCAGCACGACCUGACCUACAACCUCCGGGAGGGCAGCGGGCUCGACCUGGACUGGGAGAGUAAUGGGGGUCUGGUGAAGAAACUGCCCUCGAUCAGGGAGGAUGAAGAGGGAGAUGAAGAUGCGCAGUCACACCUGUCCUCUAUUCCGCGAUCACCCCUCCGCCUGUCCAGGGGUCUCAACUCACCCCUGCGCUCCCCACUCCUCGCCCCUCGACCCUUCCGCCCCCCCGCCGACAGCAGGCCCACCACCCUGCAGAUCCCCCUCGUCAGCUUCAGCGCCCCCCCAGAGCUCCCCAGGUUUGUCGAUGGGAUUGAGACGGAGUCCAGCCUCGUGUCAGCCCCCAAGUGUGAGUCCAGCCCCAGUAUGACCCACAGCAACCCCCCCACGCCGAGCCCAGGAAGCCGGGAGCAAGCUGAGACCAGACAGAGCAUCACUAGGUUGAGUCAGGAGAUGUCCAGUCUGUCCCAGCAGGUGGCUCAGCUGAGCAGUGAGCUCCAGGAAAUGACCCGCCUGCUGAGGCCCCUCCUGCUGAGGUCCCAAGCCAUCCCCCCUUCGCUGACCCCCACCUUAACCCCGCCCCCCAGCAGUGCCAGCGCGCCGUCUGUCACAAGCCCCCUCCCGGCCCCCCCCGCCCCGCCCCCGGCCAGCUCCUCGCUCACCGCCCCUGCCUCUCUUCUCGGCAGCCGCUCGGAGCCCCGCCUGGAGGACACGGAGGCAGGUGGGCUCUUGGGCAGUCUGUUCCCCUCCUGCCCCCCCCAGAGAGCCCCCCUCCAGCCCCAGACAUCCUCCUGUUUCCCAGGAAGCCCCUGCCAGCCCCUCGCCCAGCCGGGGGCCCGGAAGGAGGGCGCAAAGACCCCGUGCCCCCUCCAAGACCGCUGGCCCCUCGUUUCUCGGUCUCCCUCGCCCUCGCUGUCUCUGUCCCUGUCCCCCUCGCUCUCGUCCUCCCCCUCCCCGUCUCCCUCCGUCUCCCCUUGCCUGGGGCCGCACCUCUCCGCAGCCGAGAGCCGGAAGAGAGGCCCCCGCCCCACGCUGCCGCCCCGUUCCUCUCCGCCAGUCACCCCCCCACACGCCCCUUCCUUCCCCGGUGACCCACAGUGUCGUGCCGGCUCUCCGGGGAACCAGGGGGUCGGACAUUAUGCCCCCUCACCUUGCCCCUACGCCUCCUGUUCCCACCCCUCUCCCUCUCCCUCUCCCUCCUGCCCCGGGAACUGGGACUCUCCCGGGGAGAGGGAGGGGGCGCUGCAGGCGGGGUCCCCCAGCCACACGGGGUCCAGCAGCAAGCCCCCUCCUCUGGAGCUGCGGGAGUGGGGGGCAGGCGGGGAGCACCCCCAAACGGAGAACAUCAGCUUCAUCGACGAAGAGGGGACCCCCCUGUGAGAAGGAGAGAGGCUGAGGAGCGAGCGCAGGACUGAGAGAGAAAGAGGGACCCCCCUCGCUGUGCACAUCCCACCCCCUCGGCCCCUGCCGGCUGCGCCAGGGGCGCCCCCAUUCCCUGCAUCGCU